CUGAGUGUUGUGCUGCUGGUCUCUUCCCAUGUUGUGAUCGCGGGGCAAUCAUGGCUGCUGCCGAGAAGAGCACGAAGGAGAAGCUGCUGUCAGUCUUGGAUGAUGUGGAGGUUCUGUCCAGAGAAUUAAUAGAACUCCUGGCACUUUCACGGAACCAGAAGCUAAAUCAACCCGGGGAAGAAAAUCAAAUUUUAGAGCUUUUAAUACAGAAAGAUGGAGAGUUUCAGGAACUGAUGAAGGUGGCAUACAGUCAAGGGAAGAUACACCAAGAAAUGCUGCUUCUGGAGAAGGAAGUUGAGAAAAGAGACAGUGAUAUCCAGCAACUACAAAAACAGCUGAAAGAAGCAGAACACAUACUGGCUACUGCUGUAUACCAAGCAAAGGAAAAGCUGAAAUCAAUAGACAAAGCAAGAAAAGGUUCCAUCUCUUCUGAAGAACUGAUUAAAUAUGCCCAUCGGAUUAGUGCAAGCAAUGCAGUGUGUGCUCCACAAACAUGGGUUCCAGGGGAUCCACGUCGCCCUUACCCCACAGACCUGGAGAUGCGGAGUGGUUUAUUGGGUCAGAUGAGUAACCUACCUACGAAUGGCGUUAAUGGUCAUUUGCCUGGGGAUGCACUGGCAGCAGGAAGACUUCCAGAUGUCCUGGCUCCUCAGUACCCAUGGCAGUCGAAUGACAUGUCAAUAAACAUGUUGCCUCCAAACCACAGCAAUGACUUCUUAAUGGAAUCUCUGGGGCCCAACAAAGAGAAUGAAGAUGAUGUUGAAGUGAUGUCUACAGAUUCCUCCAGCAGCAGCAGUGAUUCUGACUAGCUAAAUACGGACCUUAAAACUUUACUCGCUAUUGGGCAACACAUAACACCUGGAUCUUCUAUUGAUACAAACUGAACUUUUUC
Molecule: messenger RNA, 892 nt
Organism: Nanorana parkeri
Lineage: Eukaryota; Metazoa; Chordata; Amphibia; Anura; Dicroglossidae
Gene: MED4
Product: mediator complex subunit 4
Exons: 7
Coding region: 51-809 (252 amino acids)
Biological process (GO): regulation of transcription by RNA polymerase II
Cellular component (GO): mediator complex; core mediator complex
Molecular function (GO): transcription coregulator activity
Source: RefSeq, a predicted model, not a curated record